Mesorhabditis spiculigera is the source of this 933-nucleotide messenger RNA. NCBI's taxonomy places the organism in Eukaryota, Metazoa, Nematoda, Chromadorea, Rhabditida, Rhabditidae. The record is from the annotation of a GenBank genome assembly.
AUGUCAUCCCCAGGGAUUGGCGUCUUUGUGGAAUAUACCUCGACUGCCAUUUCCUUAAUAUGCCUACCUAUCAAUAUUUUAUUUGUCAUAAUUGUACUGCGAGAACCGAAACAUCCAAUACUCGGGACCCCAUUUUUUCGGCUUUGCAUUCACUUAUCAAUGGCCGACAUUUUGAUGGCCCUGUUCUCGCUGAUCCUGUUCAAAAUGCCAAUCUUUGGCUGGUUGCCGGAUUCGAUUUUUACCGAAAGCUGGGCAGUGGUGCCGAUAGCCGGCAUCAAUUACCUGGUGCACGCACAAGCCAUCGGGAUUAUUUUCAUCGCGAUAAACCGAUUCACCGCCGUCUACUACCCAAUCCAACAUAAACAAGUCUGGUGGAAACCUUCGACAACAACCCUACUCCUAAUUAUACAAUGGACGAUCCCGGUGCUGGUCGUAAUCCCGUUAUUCUUCACCAAAUUCUCCUUCGUAACAGACCAUGUGACGGGCUCUGUAUCCGUCACAGCCAAAGAUCCAGUGGUUCAUAAAGCCUAUUUUAUGGGCGUUGCGUUUGUUGAUGGGGUUGUGAUAAACGUCAUCGUUUCCGCGUUGUAUAUCGCAAUGUUUGUGAGAGUUAGGUCCCAUGUUGUCGUCAGACGCCCGGAACAACUAGUCGCCCGGCUGGCCCUAUCGGCAUUUGUCAUUUUUGUGUCGUAUUUAGCGCUGGGAGUAUUUUCGAUACUUUCUGCUCUGGCGCCUCCGACAGAGACUUGGUCUUAUAACUACAGAACAUUAUGGUUUGUCGUUAACGACGUCCUCUGUGCCAGCAACGCUCCAGUACUUCUAAUUCUAAACCGACCAAUUCGAAGAAUAUUCCUCAGCCGGAUAGGAAUCGAGAACGAUUUACCGAAAUCCCCUGUGACGAAAGAGAGCUUGGUACCCCUCGACACCCGGCUU